Cyprinus carpio (common carp) is the source of this 2292-nucleotide messenger RNA. RefSeq names its product consortin, connexin sorting protein a (gene cnsta). Gene Ontology annotation, biological process: positive regulation of Golgi to plasma membrane protein transport. Gene Ontology annotation, molecular function: connexin binding. Gene Ontology annotation, cellular component: trans-Golgi network; transport vesicle; plasma membrane. NCBI's taxonomy places the organism in Eukaryota, Metazoa, Chordata, Actinopteri, Cypriniformes, Cyprinidae. The record is from RefSeq and is a predicted model, not a curated record.
GAGGGAGGAGCUGCGCAGGCGGCUGAAGAAGAACCCGGAUGAGUGACAGGAAAGAGCUGCGCAGACGUGCAACAGAAACACAAACACACAUCAGCCGACAGUCAAGAGCGCGGUAGCCUGUUCAUCCGAAUUUAUCCACCUGCCCUAUCGAUCUCAUCGUUGAGUGGCUGCGAGGCCUGCAGGGGUUCGAGUGGAUCUUCAUGCCCUCUGUCAGCGGGACCUCAUGGACGACGGACAGUGGCAGAGCGACGGCCCAGUGAGGCGGGGAGGAGUAACUGACCCUGACCUCCAAAACGACUCUGACUCUAGCUGCAGCCCGGACGAGAACCAGAACCGACUGGUGGAGGAAGCGGAGGAGGUCGAACAGGGGCCCCGUGGUGGACAGAGGCCCCUCCGACAGGAUAACACUAACAACAGCGGUGAUGACGAAGACUAUGACAUCUCCAAGGUGGAGGACGAAGAAGAUGAGGAGGAGGAAGAGGUGGAUAGCAACAGUGGAGCCUACUCUCCAGAGCUGGAUGGACACAUCCGAGACUCACCAGCACCCAGCCCCAGUCCCACAGUGUCAGAGGGGCUCGUGAGCCCUGAAGGGACGCUUCACGGCGAUGCUGGAUCUCCCCAGGGCUUCGCUCGCUCCCUGGUGGCGUCUCUGCAGGAGCUGGAGGAGCAGGGAGAACACCCUCUUCUGCCACAGUGCCUCCAUCAGAUUGCAGAGUCAUAUAUGCGUGAGGAGGACUAUGAGAGAGCAGUCAGGUUCAUACAGUUAGAGAGACUCUAUCACGAACGUCUGCUGUCCAACCUCACCGCCCUACAGCAGCAGUGGGAGAGGAGAUGGAGUUUGGUUGGCCAGUGUCAGGACGGUCCAGAAGACAGAGACACUGACCUGGAUGCUGAACACCUGGAGAAACUGAGACACAUCUGCAGAACGCACAGACAACCUGCAUGGAGCGUUGAGAAGUGCGAGCUGUCCAAAGUGCAAAGGAACAGUGUGAUCAGAGAAACACAGGAAGGAGAGCAAAACCUCAACACGCAAGAGCGUUCAUGCAGCUCAGGGAAGGUUAUGGAGGAUCAGAGUACAUCUGAGGCACAACAGGAAGUCAUCCAGCAUGAAGACUGUAGCAGCACCGCCCCACAAUCCCACCAGAGCGAACAGCAGCAUGACCCCUCCUCCUCCUUGGCUGUGACGGACAGCUCCUCCUCUCCAGCCUGUGAGGAUGCAGGAGCAGAAGAAGAGAGCGUAAGCAUGGCAGCUUCCCACAGGGAUGCAACACCCGAGCCCCAGUCACCAAUGGACACCGCUCUACCAGGCAACGUGGAGGCCCAGCCGGUGAUGGAGGGAAUGGGAGACACUGUGGAUAUGGGGCAGGAUGUGGUGGAGUCCGUCUCACACACUAAGCAGGAAGAUGGAGGGGAGGUAGAGGAGGCUUUGAAGCUGGAGGAAGGAGGAGCAGAUCAGCUGCCCCUGGAGCAGGAAGCUCCUGAGAUAACAGCAGAGUUGGAUCUAGAGGAGAACGGGGUGGAGUCGCUGGAUAUUAUGAAUGUGUCCAUGCUGGAUGACAUGGCCAAACGCAUACAGGUGGAAGAGAUCACUCCAGCUGCUGGUCUUGUGUCGAUCUUGAAGAGAAGAGUCUCUCUGGAAGGAGCCAACAGCUCUGUCCCUGCCGCCCCUAAACCCGUCUCUAAACGCAAAGUCCGUUUCCGAGAGCCUGACGAGGGCCUGGACCACGAUGAGGUGGGCGGAGACUCCUGGCUGCUCCUCCUCUUAUUGUGCUUGGCUACCGUGGUGAUCAGUGUGGGCGGGACUGCGCUCUACUGCACUUUCGGAGACGCCCAGUCCAGUGUAUGCACAGACUUUUCCCACAACAUGGACUUCUACAUCGGACGGGUGCAGAGGGGCAUGGAUGAGCUCAAACACUGGCUGUCCCCGAGCUCAUAGCAGGACCUUUCUUCAUCUCGGUAGCCUCCGUGAUCUUUAAUGCUGAGAUAUCCUCAUACGUAGGCCUUUGCUGGGUCACGCUGUCACGGAUGAAGCCCAAACGAGGGGACGUCCGGCCCCUGGAAGGCACAGCAAACCACUUUGGCCAGUUUUUGACUCAAGUAGCCCACUGUUUACUGCCAUCAACUGAACCUCAUGUGAAGAGACUUCAUUUUUAGAGUCUUAAAUCGAAAUCUUAAUACUUGGUUGACAGAGUUUUGUCUUUUAUUCAUUGGAAAAGUGAAUGACCGGCAUGGUACUUAAGAUAUAAUAAUAGACAUAAUCAUCUUGAGCCUGGACGUAGCAUUUUCCUGUGA